Molecule: messenger RNA, 10342 nt
Organism: Loxodonta africana (African savanna elephant)
Lineage: Eukaryota; Metazoa; Chordata; Mammalia; Proboscidea; Elephantidae
Gene: BCR
Product: BCR activator of RhoGEF and GTPase
Exons: 23
Coding region: 1-3762 (1253 amino acids)
Biological process (GO): positive regulation of GTPase activity; protein phosphorylation; intracellular signal transduction
Cellular component (GO): membrane
Molecular function (GO): guanyl-nucleotide exchange factor activity; protein serine/threonine kinase activity; GTPase activator activity
Source: RefSeq, a predicted model, not a curated record
AUGGUGGACCCCGUGGGCUUCGCCGAGGCGUGGCGCGCGCAGUUCCCGGACUCGGAGCCGCCGCGCAUGGAGCUGCGCUCGGUGGGCGACAUCGAGCAGGAGCUGGAGCGCUGCAAGGCCUCCAUCCGGCGCCUGGAGCAGGAGGUGAACCAGGAGCGCUUCCGGAUGAUCUACCUGCAGACGUUGCUGGCCAAGGAGAAGAAGAGCUACGACCGCCAGCGCUGGGGCUUCCGGCGCGCAGCGCAGCCCCCCGACGGCGCCGCCGAGCCCCGCGCGCCGCGCCCCGUGCCUGCAGAGUCCGCGGUGGAUGAAGCGGAGCCGCGGCCCGACGGCGAGGGCUCCCCGGCCAAAGCCAGGCCUGCCGCAGCGCGCAGGCCGGUUUCCGAGGACCGCGCGCCGCCCCCCAGCGUGGCGGCGCUGCGCUCCAACUUCGAGAGGGUGCGCAAGGGCGCCGGGCCGGCCGGGAGCGAUGCCGAGAAGCCCUUCUAUGUGAACGUUGAGUUCCACCAUGAGCGCGGCCUGGUGAAGGUCAACGACAAGGAGGUGUCGGAGCGCAUCAGCGUGCUGGGCAGCCAGGCCAUGCUGCUGGAGCGCAAAAAGUCUGUCGUGGGAGGCGGCGACGCGCCUAGGCCCCCGCACCGCGCGCGGGUCUCCGAGAGCGGCUGCGGCCUGGACGGCGACUAUGAGGACGCCGAACUGAACCCGCGCUUCCUGAAGGACAACCUUAUCCAGGCUAACGGCAGCGGCAGGCCCCCCUGGCCACCCUUGGAGUACCAGCCCUACCAGAGUGUCUACGUCGGGGGCCUGAUGGGCGAGGUCGAGGGGAAGGGCCAGCUCCUGCGCAGCCAGAGUGCCUCUGAGCCAGAGAAGCGCCUCACCUGGCCGCGCAGGUCUUACUCCCCCCGCAGCUUCGAGGACAGCGGUGGAGGCUACACCCCGGACUGCAGCUCCAAUGAGAACCUCACCUCCAGCGAGGAGGACUUCUCCUCGGGCCAGUCCAGCCGCGUGUCCCCCAGCCCCACCACCUACCGCAUGUUCCGGGACAAGAGCCGCUCGCCCUCGCAAAACUCGCAGCAGUCCUUCGAGAGCAGCAGUCCCCCCACACCGCAGUGCCAGAAAAGGCACCGGCAGGGCCAGGUCGUGGUGUCCGAGGCCACCAUCGUGGGUGUCCGCAAGACUGGACAGAUCUGGCCCAGCGAUGGGGACAGCUUGCAUGGAGAACCAGAUGCCACAUUCGGGACACCACCUGGCUACGGCUGUGCUGCAGACCGGGAUGAGGAGCAGCGGCGGCACCAGGAUGGGCUGCCAUACAUUGACGACUCACCCUCCUCCUCCCCGAACCUCAGCAGCAAGGGCAGGGGCGGCCGAGAUGCACUGGCUGCGGGAACCUCAGAGUCCACCAAAGGGGGUGAGCUGGACUUGGAGAAGGGCUUGGAGAUGAGAAAAUGGGUGCUGUCUGGAAUCCUGGCUAGUGAGGAGACAUACCUGAGCCACCUGGAGGCACUGCUGCUGCCCAUGAAGCCAUUGAAAGCUGCAGCCACCACCUCUCAGCCGGUGCUGACUAUUCAGCAGAUCGAGACCAUCUUCUUCAAAGUGCCGGAGCUCUACGAGAUCCACAAAGACUUCUAUGACGGGCUCCUCCCCCGCGUGCAGCAGUGGGGCCACCAGCAGCGCGUGGGCGACCUCUUCCAGAAGCUGGCCAGCCAGCUGGGUGUGUACCGGGCCUUUGUGGACAACUAUGGCGUUGCCAUGGAGACAGCAGAGAAGUGCUGCCAGGCCAACGCUCAGUUUGCAGAAAUCUCGGAGAACCUGAGAGCCAGGAGCAACAAGGACUCCAAGGACCAGACAACCAAGAACUCUCUGGAAACCCUGCUCUACAAGCCUGUGGACCGGGUGACACGCAGCACACUCGUCUUGCACGAUCUGCUGAAGCACACGCCACCCAGCCACCCUGAUCACCCGCUGUUGCAGGACGCCCUCAGGAUCUCGCAGAACUUCCUCUCUAGCAUUAACGAGGAGAUCACGCCCCGCCGGCAGUCCAUGACUGUCAAGAAGGGGGAGCACCGGCAGCUGCUGAAGGACAGCUUCAUGGUGGAGCUGGUGGAGGGUGCCCGCAAACUACGCCACGUCUUCCUCUUCACUGACCUGCUGCUCUGUGCCAAGCUCAAGAAGCAGGGUGGAAGCAAAACCCAGCACUAUGACUGCAAGUGGUACAUUCCGCUCACGGACCUGAGCUUCCAGACGGUGGAUGAGACAGAAGCGGCACCCAACCUCCCCCUGGUGCCGGACGAGGAGUUGGAUGCCAUGAAGAUAAAGAUCUCCCAGAUCAAGAAUGAGAUCCAGAGGGAGAAGAGAGCGAACAAGGGCAGCAAGGCCAUCGAGAGACUGAAGAAGAAGCUUUCUGAACAGGAGUCGCUACUGCUGCUCAUGUCUCCCAACAUGGCCUUCAGGGUGCACAACCGCAACGGCAAGAGCUACACGUUCCUCAUCUCCUCCGACUACGAGCGUGCUGAGUGGAGGGAGAAUAUCCGAGAGCAGCAGAAAAAAUGCUUCAAAAGUUUCUCUCUGACCUCAGUGGAGCUGCAGAUGCUGACCAACUCGUGUGUCAAACUUCAGACCGUCCACAACAUUCCACUGACCAUCAACAAGGAAGAUGAUGAGUCUCCCGGGCUCUACGGGUUUCUGAAUGUCAUUGUCCACUCGGCCACUGGAUUUAAGCAGAGUUCAAAUCUGUACUGCACUCUGGAGGUGGACUCUUUUGGGUACUUUGUGAACAAAGCGAAGACCCGCGUCUACAGGGACACGGCUGAGCCAAACUGGAACGAGGAGUUUGAGAUUGAACUGGAAGGUUCCCAGACCUUAAGAAUCCUGUGCUAUGAGAAGUGUUACAAUAAAACGAAGGUCACCAAAGAGGAUGGCGAGAACACGGACCGGAUCAUGGGAAAGGGCCAGGUCCAGCUGGACCCCCAGGCAUUGCAGGACAAAGACUGGCAGCGGACCGUGAUCACCAUGAAUGGGAUUGAAGUUAAACUCUCGGUCAAGUUUACCAGCAGAGAGUUCAGCUUAAAAAGAAUGCCGUCCCGAAAGCAAACAGGGGUUUUCGGAGUCAAAAUCGCUGUGGUCACCAAGAGAGAGAGGUCCAAGGUGCCCUACAUCGUGCGCCAGUGUGUGGAGGAGAUCGAGCGCCGGGGCAUGGAGGAGGUGGGCAUCUACCGUGUGUCCGGAGUGGCCACAGACAUCCAGGCGCUGAAGGCAGCCUUUGACGCCAAUAACAAGGAUGUGUCGGUGAUGAUGAGUGAAAUGGAUGUCAAUGCCAUUGCUGGCACAUUGAAGCUCUACUUCCGGGAGCUGCCUGAGCCCCUCUUCACCGACGAGUUUUACCCCAACUUCGCCGAGGGCAUUGCUCUUUCAGACCCCGUGGCAAAGGAGAGCUGCAUGCUGAACCUGCUGCUGUCGCUCCCGGAGGCCAACCUGGUCACCUUCCUCUUCCUUCUGGACCACCUCAAAAGGGUGGCAGAAAAGGAAACCGUUAACAAGAUGUCCCUGCACAACCUUGCCACCGUCUUCGGCCCCACGCUGCUCCGGCCCUCAGAGAAGGAGAGCAAGCUCCCUGCCACACCCGGCCAGCCCAUCACCAUGACCGACAGCUGGUCCCUAGAAGUCAUGUCCCAGGUCCAGGUGUUGCUGUACUUCCUGCAGCUGGAAGCCAUCCCUGCCCCAGACAGCAAGAGACAGAGUGUCCUCUUCUCCACCGAAGUCUAAGGCCACUCACCUACACAAGGCGGCAGAUGUCCGGAAGGCCUCUGGCAAGACAGACCAUCUGCAGAGCGGGAACCGAACCUUCUCAAGGUUCAAUUGGCUACCCUGAAGAGCCAGGCCAUCUGCCCAGAGACAGCAACCCGAGGCAAAGUUGGUCCAGGGUGCCUGGACAGUUCUGGGCCCUGUGGGUCUUAGGCCCAGACUGGCCUCCCAACUGUGGUUCUCCAACCGCCCACGAGAGGGCGCCCCAAACCAGUGCAUCUCAGUACAAGCCUGGCAGGGGCUGCCACCACAGUGGUGGUUUUUGUGAACUUAAUUUAUCAGAGUUUAAAAGAUUUCUACUGGAUUCCUUGUCAAGAUGCACCCUUCCUGGGGACAGGGGAACAUGGCUAGAUUCCCCCACUCUUGUGUCUUGAAUAAAUGCUGCUGCUGCUGCUGCUUCAUAACGUGGGGGCUGCAGCCCAGUCCCUCAUGGGUGGGGGUCCUUAGGUUGCCCUGACUUAGACACUCGACUGUGUCCAUGACAGGGUUAAAAAGCUCAGUCAACACUGUGUAGCAUCUGGCCCCUUGCUGCCUUUCUCCCUUCUCUUUCUAGAGGGUUUCUGUGCAGAAAUGGCUCUCCCCUUUCUGUCCUGUGGCUCUGUGGUUGCUGUCUCUUUGCCUCAGCGCCAUAUGGAUUUGUGUGAUGUCUUCUGACUGGACGCUGAAGGGAGGGGUCCAAAUGGUGCACUUUACAGUUUGUUCCCCAGGGAGAGUGGCCACGUCCUCCAGGCUGACUGCCCAGUGGGCACACACUCUCAUUCUCAGCUCAUGAAGGCCUCAUUUCUCUGGCUUCCUCGAGCCUUUGUGCCCUGCACCCACACCCCACCAUCCACUUAUCCUUUCCCACACAGAGCUCUCCCUGUCCUGCUUUCUCCCUGCUGGGCACAUUCAGUCCACUUUUGUAAACAUCCCCUCUUGGCAGCUGCAUGCUGACAGCCUGCUUUAAACUUUGAUCUGAACAGCCUUUUGAUACUUGAAUAUUUUUAAGUUUUAUACACAGUUUCUAAUUUUUUUUCCUAACAGAUUCAGAUUCCUAAUAAGAUAUUAGAAUGUACUUGUUGGACAUCCUGUGUCCGGGCAGCAUUUUUGUCUUCCUCUGAGUACCAGCUCUGUUGUCAUCAGGAGCCAUCCCUGAAGUUUCCAGAACAUUCCGAGUGUGGAGGGUUGGGAUCGGGGCUGCUGCAGGGGCCGGCACAAGGGCACCCUGGGCACCAGUGUACCCGCUGGGACAUCCUUGGUAACCUCUGACCAUCCUGACUUAAAAAAAGGAGAAUUGGGGAGGCCACUAGUGUUUUGAGAAAACCAAUCCAGGAACAAUCAUGUCAUUUUAAAAAGAAGAUGCAUGGGGUUAAGAAAAAAGGAGAGGAAACUAUGAGAGGCAGAGUUCCUGUGCCGGUCUUACAGGAGAAGAGGAUGUAGCUCACCCAGGGAGGGAAGUGAUGGUUUGACUCAGGAAGGCCUGCUGGUCAUCACCGGAUUCUGCCUUCGGAGGACCCAGCAGCACUGUCCAGGAGGGGAGAGGGCUUUCCCCUUGUGUCCAGCAGCAGCACCUGUGGGAACCAUGAUAGCAGGUGGCUGUGUGCCCCUGCCUGCCCUCUGCUGUGGAGCUGCCAAGGCCAGAAAAGGGGCUAGGAAACAGUGUUAGACAAGGGAGGAAACCAAGUCACUUGGAGGCUUUCUGUCUGUGUGUGGUAUUUAUUUAGUUGUCCUUUUUUUCUCAAAAAGAAGGUAGCCCCACUGUGUUGAAACAAGGCCGCUGUCCUGGGCACAAGGUAGGGAAACCAAAUCCUCUGUGCCCCGUCCAUUUCAAGAUUCAGUGCCCCACACCCUGCCCACCUGUGCAGCCCAGGCCUGGGGCACAAGCCCAGGUUCCGGCUGUCCAUCCCCACCAGGGGAACAUGUUUGGCCAAGGAGAGCUGUGCAGGCCCUUGCUUCUAUCUCCUCCUGUGCCUCCUGGUUUGUAUUUGUUGCGUUGAAACUGGAAAGCAAUAUAUCGAUGUCUGUGCCAAUUUUUGUUCUGCCCCCGCCUCUUUGCGCUUUUAUUUAUAGGGGACAUGUAAUGUCAGAUGACUGAGUGACUGCUCUCUCAUGUCGCUGUAAGGACGCUGCCCUCCACAGAGCCACCAUGCGACUUGCUUUGCGUAUCACCACCUCCGUGGUCCUGUCUAACUCACGGGUAUGCAGCUCUGCCAGCUAUCUCGUCAAAGUCAGGGUGUGUCCACUCCGGCAGGCCGCAUGGGGCUAGAACGUGCUGUGUUCUGUGGGCCAAGCAAGGGAAGGCCUAGCCCCAGACACAGCCCUGCCCAAGGCCUGGCUGCUGACCCGCCAACAGGGAGGGGUGCCGUCCUGCUCGCUGCUCCCUCUCACAGCCUGGCCUCUGGUGGGCAGCGCUGGUCUCUUAGCAGCUUCAUUUCUGCUCUUGAGCUCAGCCUCCUGUGGCUCUACCACAAGGAGGAAGAAUUGCUGUGUGCUCAGAAAUCAACCAGAAAAUGACAAGUUCAUUAAAGUCACAAGAGACUACUUGCUUUAGUGGUGGUUGCUGAAUUUAGAAAAAUAGUCACUCGGCCCUCAGGGAGGAGCCCCUUAGCUGCUGGAAUGGGGUCUGGGGUACACAGUGAAGGGGCAGUGUGCUCUGCUGUGGAGGAGCCAGGACUGGCGAGGUCUAGUAGCCACAGGCAGGCACCAGUCAGGCCAUGUGGGAACACACGGAGCAGCAGUAACCGCCCAGCAUGGGCCAGUCUGGUCUGGGCCAGAGGUGACCAGGCCGUGGUUGAGGUUGACCAGACUCUGCUUGGGCAGUGCUGCUCUGGCCCUGCAGGGCAGACGAACAGAUGGAAGAGGGACAGCCAGGCUGGGGCUUCCAUGUAGCACGUGCCGAGCUCCUCGUCCCGUCCCUGCUGUGCUGAGCCCUGGGGUAGGCAGGCUCUAGCCUUACACGGCCUGGGCCUGUGUCACUUUCAGCUGUGGCUCUGGCCUGAGCCCCUCAGUCUCGGGCUAAGGUUCGGCAGAUGGCCUAGGUGUCCAGGGAGACCUGAGCACAGGCCAUCCCUCGCCCCCUCAGGCCUUGUGCUCAGAGAAGCCCUGCCCAGUUUAUGGGGAGCUUCUCUUGGGGUAGAGACAGGUGUUGGACACGGUUCUACUGUGAUGGGCAGAGCCAAGGGGAAGCCAGCUCAUACCGUCUGGCCAGCCUAGGGGCCCUUGGCAGUGCUGUGUUGGCCACCCACUGAACCCCAAGGCAGUGAUGCCAGUCUACAAAGGGUGGGUGCCCUGGGGUCACCCUCAGACUCCUGGAAGGUGGGCUCCUUUGCUGCCUAGCCAGCUGACCAACCCAGAUGAGGCUUGCUUACAGGGCCUUUUGCCUAGAGCCAAGAGUGUGGGUCUGCCAACUUGUCCCCAAACUCUCUACCCGGCUGUGUCACCUUUGCCGUUUCCCUGGAGAUUAGAGGGAUGCAGGGGUGUCCUAGGGAGAGGUGGGGCCAGAGAACAGGGCUGGUGAGGUCACACCCAAGGUCUCAACAUGAUGCCCCAGGGGUGCACCCCCACCCUUGGUUCCUUGAAGGUGUCUCCAUGAGGUAUGAGGACAGACAUUGGGGCCUGCCUGCCUUGGAGAAGCUGCUGUAAGCCCUGCUGUCCUGUCUACACUGACCUCUGAGGAGGACAGGGCUGGCUGCCUUUGGCCUUGCUCCUCUGCGGGGCUCCUGAGGGGCCAGCCAGCUCGCUCUCCCUGCCUUUCUGGUCCUAUUUAAAAAACUGUUGAACACCCACACACACAACACUUUUGCCUCUUACAAGGGCUUGAUGUUUUGGGCAAGAGUCCUAGGACAUUCCUGAGAGGCGUGUGUGUCUAGGGCAAAGCCCAGGCCAGUGGAAUGGCCCAGAAGUAGGUUCACUCGUGGCUCCCCUGAAUGCGAGAUUAUCAGGACCAAAGAGCUCUCAGAGACCUAACCCAGUGCCUUUACUUGAUAGAUGGGGAAGCUGUGGCCCACAAGGUGUCCUGCCGCCCCAUCCCAGCAUCUGUGGCUGGCCAAGAGCAGAGGCUGGGUAUGUGUCCUAAUGGAGUCCCAAGCUCGCUCCCUUUCUGCUGGACAAGACAAGCCAAGGCCUCUGCCACCAGCCUCUGCGCCCCCCCACCCGCCACCGGCGCCAGUAUCUCAUAUGUGCGCGUGCACACACACACCCAUGCAGAUAAAGGGAGAGUAAAGAUUUGGUACAGAAAACCCCACUCACUUUAAAAGGAAAUAUUUACAUGGACUAAUGAUGGGUGGCACGAACAGCUCUGGAAAGAUAAACGUGAAAUGUGAGGGUGACACCCAGUUCUUGAGAGGUCCAGUGGUCUCCACGAAUGUCCAUCACGGUCACCCUGGGUAAAGGGGUGGGCUGUAGAGCUCUGCUGGCCAGUUCUGGAAUGGGAGGGGGGUUGUGGUCAGCAGCAGCAGAGCCCUGCAUCCCCCAGGUCUCCUGGGGAUAGAAUGGCCAGCCGGGGCCACAGCAGAGAUGGGGAGCUGGGAGUGGGUCCACGAGAGGCAGGUCCUUAUUGCAGUUCUCCAAGGUGUCCAGAUCAGGGGGGACUGCUGCUUUGGAGACUCAAGACUGGAUGCUGAGUUCCCUGGACUCUGCAGCUCAGCCCAACACCCCACUGCAACACACACGAGAGGCACUCCGGCCAGGUCUCCAACUAGCAUAGGAGUCUCGCGGAGCCCCAGCCUCCUUGACCCCUUUUCCAUUCCUUUCUAUGGGCAGCACUGGGCAGGGAUUGACAGAAACUCACCCUGGAAGUUGUCAGGCACUUUGCCAGAACUUGGGAGUCCCUGGGUGAUGCAAAUGGUGAACGCGCUUGCUGCAAACUGGAAGGCUGGAGGUUCGCGUCUACUCAGUGGUGCUUUGUAGGAAAGACCUGGCAGUCUACUUCUGAAAAACCAGACAUUGAAAACCCUGUGGAGCCCAGUUCUACUCUGACACACCUGGGGUUGCCAUGAGUCAGAGUCGACAGCAAGUGGUAUACUAAACCGUGCAACACACAUCUACCUAUCUACCUAAAAAAACCUACCUGUUAUCUAUCUAGAGUUCCUGGGUGGUGCAGGCAGGUAGGCACUUGCUGCUAACCAAAAGGUUGGAGGUUCAAGUCUGCUCAGAUGUGCCUUGGAAGAAAGGCCUGGCAAUCUACUGAAAAAUCAGCCAUUGAAAACUCUGGAACACAGUUCUACUCUGACACCUAUGGGGUCACCACGAGUCAGGGUCAACUCUGUGGUCACAGUUACUUCACUGUUGAAACUUAAGCCCAGCAACUGAGGACAUGUAGGUUCCAGUCACACAGUAGCUGCUUCAACCCCAGAGGAAGAGGCACCAGGAUGGUGGCUCCUAGAGAGUCCCUGCCUGGGACAAGUCACCCCAGACUCAGGGACUCCCCCAAGGAGCGAGAGCACUUCAGUGACCAGGCAUGAAACCCCUGGCGCAGCCCCGAGGGCUGGUAAUGGAAAUCCAGUGCCCCGUGAUCCCCAUCUCCACCCCUGAGGGGAAUGGGGCCAGGUGGAGAGAAACAGUGGGGGAGGGGGAAGUGGUGCUGCUGCUUCUGUUUCCUGUAAGGAAUAUUGACAGUCUUGUGGGGUGGCGAUCAGAAGUCAUGCAGAGCAAAUGAAGGUAUCUCUGACCUUGGUGUGUACGCUCCAUUAGAAAAAUACUGCUGACUGACAUUUCCCUAGUGGACCUCUUUCUGGUGACAUUAGCGGCUGUAGCGUUGCCUCUGUCCACAGCAACCCCUGGCACAAUGGAACAGAACACUGCCUGGUCGUGUGCCAUCCCCAUGAUUGGUUGGGAACUGGACCGUUGUGCUUCAUAGAGCUUUCAUCGGCUGAUUUUCAGAAGUAGAUCUCUAGGACUUCCUUCCCAGUCCUCUUAGUCUGAAAGCUCUCAUGAAACCUAUUCAGCAUCAUAGCAAUAUGCAAGUCUCCAGUAACAGGUGGUGGCUGUGCUUGAGGGGCACUGGCUGGGAAUCAAACCCGGGUCUCCCACACGAUGCCCAACCAGACCAACCCACUGGGCUGCACUAAAUCCCUCCUCUGCCAGGUCACCCGGCGUGGACACCCCACCACCACCACCACUUCCUGCUGCCACCCUGGAGUUUUCAGUCCCCACAGCUCCAUUGGCCACGGACCCAACCUUGAACCAGUGCCUCUCCCCUGCUGCUCCAUGUCCACGCCUUCUCAGAGAGGCCCACCCCCAGCUGUUGUCUGACCACCAGAGGAAAGGCACUGUCACCCCGCAUCCAGAGCCAGUGAGCGUCUCUGACAGACAUAUGCCACUGCAGUCUCCUCCACCUACAGUCAACGAAAAGCUCUCCAUUCCAGGGUCAUCCCAUGACUCUUCUUGGUGCUGUGAGUGCAGCCACUGCCAGGCGUAACCUGUGAAACAUCCACACGUCCACCACGUUUUUGCUCAUGUCGCUGGAGAAGUUCCCUACACCUUUCGAGGUCAAAGCCCCCCACCUCAGCCACUCAGACACAGGACCCACACCUUGAGAUCCUAACUUGGGGUCACAGCCUGC